AUUGCAUGUCAACACUCGGUUUCUGUGUGUGACCCUACACAGGUGCAACUCUUGCCCAUGUCUGUUGCAGGUGUGGUGACUCCGUGCUCUACCUAGCCAUGGAGGACUAUGGGGCCAUGGGCCCAACCCUAGAUGAGGACUCGAGGAGCUCAUCCAGAAACUUGUGCAUGGUAGCCUCCCCGGGACCCGAGCCGAGCAGGUCUGCGUCGGCUUGCAGACAUCCGAGCCGGAGAACUGGCCUGUCGCGGCUGUGCCAGAGCAGGGUACUGCUGUCAGGAGACCGAUGGAACUCCUACUGCUUGUCGUCCUUGGCUGCUCAGAGCAUCUGCAGCUCCAGGCUGCACUGGACCCCAGACCUUGCCACCACUGAGACCACAGCCCCCACGGGCUCCUUCGGAAGCACCUCCUGCUGCUCCCUGCUGAGGCGCUUGUCCCUGGGGGGGGCGGCCCCCCUGCUCCCGGCCCCUGUGUGCAACCCCAACAAGGCCGUCUUCAUUGUGGAUGCCAAGACCACAGAGAUCCUGGUAGCUAAUGACCGUGCUUGCCGUCUCCUGGGGUCCAGCAGCCUUGGCCUGAUUGGCCAGCAGCUUAAGCACUUUUUCUUGGAGCCCAACUGCGAGGUGGUGCGGGCCCUCAGUGAGGAGCACAUGGAAUCUGACGGCAAUGCGGCUGUGGCACUUGGCACCAUGGUGGACGUGGUGAGCCAAGGUGGCGAGAAGGUGCCCGUGUCAGUGUGGAUGAAGCGGCUAAGGCAGGAGGCUCGGAGGCUGCGCUGUGUUGUGAUGCUGGAGCCUGUGGAGCGGCUGUCGGCCUGGGUGGCUUUCCAGAGUGAUGGUACCAUCACGGCCUGUGAUAAUGUCUUUGCCCGGCUGCAUGGAUACGCCAGCAUGGAUGAGGUACUUGGGCAGUGCCUGACUGACCUCAUCCCCUCCAUACAGCUGCCGCCACCUGGUGCUCCCAUCCCGCAGAACCUGAAGAUCCAGAGGUCCGUGGGGCGGGCCAAGGAUGGCAGCACUUUCCCGCUGAGUUUGAAGCUGAAGCUGGACCCCGAGAGCGGCCUGAUGGCAUCUGUCUGGGUCUUCUGUACCAUUAGUGGCCUCAUCACCCUCCUGCCUGAUGGCACCAUUUACGGCAUCAACCACAACUUUGCGCUUAUGCUCUUCGGCUAUGGGAAGAGUGACCUACUGGGCAAGAACAUUACUUUCCUGAUUCCUGGCUUCUAUCACCAUAUGGACAUCACCUGUGACAGCUCUUGGGCCCCACAGGAGCCUUCCAGCAGCCUGCAACUUGGCAGGCAGAAUGGGCCUGGGCCCGAAGCAGACCUUAAGUACGGCUGGAACCUGAAGGGCAAGGCUGAGGCCCCAUGCACCAGUGCCUCCCCAAAAGGGAAGUGUGGGCAGGCAGAUGACAGGCAGGAGGUGGGUAACAGUCAUGUCAGUGUGGACAGACAGGUGGCAGCAACAGAUGUGGGCGAUGAGCAGGUAGACAUGCCGGCAGGUGCUGCCUGGCUGCUGAGCCCAGAGGACCACCCUGGGGCCUGGGGCCUGGAGUCGCCCUCAUCUCUGCUUACUCACAGUGUCUUAGGAGGGAGCCUUGCAGACCAGGCAGAAGCUCCGCCAUCAACUAAGAACCAGAGAAACAUUCCAGAAGGGAGCUUGCCAGCCCAGAGUCGACAGUUAUUGUCCAAAGACCAGCAGAACCUUUCAGAAAGGAAUCUGUCAACCCAGAGUGAAGGGUCAUUGUCCAAGGACCAACAGAACCUUCCAGAAGGGACCCUGGCAGUCCAGAGUGAAGCAUUAUUGUCUGAGGACCAGCAGAAUCUUACAGAAGGAAGCCUGACAGUCCAGAGUGAAGAGUCAUUGUCCAAGGACCCUCAGAACCUUUCAGAAGGGAUCCUGGCAGUCCAUACUGAAGGGUCAUUGUCCAAUGACCAGCAGGACCUUUCAGAAGGGAUCCUGGCAGUCCAUACUGAAGGGUCAUUGUCCAGUGAUCAGCAGAACCUUCCAGGAGGGAUUCUGACAGCCCAUAGUGAAUGGUCAUUGUCCAAGGACCAGCAGAGCCUUCCAGAAGGGACCCUGAUAACCCAGAGUGAAGCAUCAUUGUCUAAGGACUCACAAAACCUUCUAGAAGGGAACCUGACAGCUCAGAAUGAAGAGUCAUUGUCCAAGGACCAACAGAACCUUUCAGAAGGGAGCCCAGCAGCCCAUGGGGGACAGUCAUUACCUGUAAAGCAACAGGACAGUGUCUUGAGUGGGAGCGGGCCAGAUGUUGUGGACACGGAGCCACUUGCUUCCUGUGACCCACAGGAGACCCCCCUGCUUGGUGGUGUAGGGGCUUCGUGCCAGGAUGCUGGACGUCAGGAGCUGGACGGCAGCCAUGGCCACAGUUCCCACCACUGGGCCCAGUCAGCAGAGCCUGAACACCAGGCUGCAGAGCAGUGGGCAGGGCCUGGCAGCCCCUGCAGGCCCUGGGUAGAGCGGGACGAGCUGAGGACUUACCUGAUGAAGGAGAGCCUGUCUGGCCAGCAGCUUCCCCCUAAUGGGCGCUCAGGCUGGGCAGCCUGGCCGCUGUGUGACCCGGGGGGUGCAGAGCAAAGGUGCUGGCGUGUGGGCAGCUCCUCGGCCUGCUAUGCUCUGGCCACGGACCUGCCUGGGAAGCCUGAGACCUCUGACAGCCCCCAGUCCCGGCACCUCUCAAAGCUGCCAUUGGGUGAGUGGGCGGCCAGUACCUCCUCCCGGCUGCAUGCGAGGACCCCCUUACCCCCACUGCAAGCCAGCAUGGUGCCUGAGCCCAGUGAGCGUGAGAUGCUGCUGCUGACCGGUGCCUGCUUCCACCUGCCGGAGAAUCUGGCACCUGGUGCCCAUCUCAACACGUCUCCCUUCAAGGAGCCUUUGCUGAACAUUCAGGUCACCUCCACGCCGGUGAGAGAGGACAGCUUGCCCACUACCAGGGAUGCCACCCAAGUGCCUGAGAUCCUGGAGGGCAUUUUCUUGGACAGCUGCUACCACCGCGAUGGCUCAGAGCUGAGUGCCUGUGCCCUCCCCUGCAGCAGCAAGGCCCUCAGGCUACCUGUUCCCCCAGGUGUGCAGGUGGAAGUACGGCGGGUGGAGCUCUGCGACACUGCCACGCUCUUCUGCUGCUGGCUGGUGAAGGGCCUGCUGCAGGGGCACCUCCGCUCGGCCACCCACACCCGCCAGCCUGGCUCCUCCCACCACGAGGAUGAGCCGCCUGGGGCCAGCCUGGGCGAGGUGCUGAGGACCUCUCUGUGGUGUGAAGAGCCCCUCAAGGCUGCGGAGCUGGAGGGCCCAGCGGCCUGGGAGGGACCCUAUGCCCACAAGUACAGCACCCUGAGCCCACUGGGCAGCGGCGCUUUUGGCUUCGUGUGGACCGCGGUCGACCGGACAGAGACCAGGGAGGUAGUGGUGAAGUUCAUCAAGAAGGAGAAGGUGUUGGAGGACUGCUGGGUUGAAGACCCCAUACUCGGGAGAGUCACCUUGGAGAUUGCCAUUCUGUCCAGGGUUCAGCACCCCAACAUCAUCCAGAUGCUGGAUGUCUUCGAAAACCAGAGCUUCUUCCAGCUGGUGAUGGAGAAACAUGGCUCCGGCCUUGACCUCUUUGCCUUCAUUGACCGGCACCCCAACCUGGAUGAACCCUUAGCAAGUUACAUCUUCCGACAGGUGGUGGCGGCCGUGAGCUACUUGCGCUCGAAGAACAUCCUGCACCGUGACAUCAAGGAUGAGAACAUUGUCAUCGCAGAGGAUUUUACCAUCAAGCUCAUUGACUUUGGCUCAGCAGCCUAUCUGGAGAAGGGCAAACUCUUUUAUACCUUCUGUGGGACCAUCGAGUACUGUGCUCCCGAGGUGCUCAUGGGAAACCCUUACAGGGGACCCGAACUGGAGAUGUGGUCACUGGGUGUCACACUGUACACAUUGGUGUUUGAGGAGAACCCUUUCUGUGAGCUGGAGGAGACUGUGGAGGCAGUGCUGAACCCCCCGUAUGUGGUGUCAGAAGAACUCAUGAAUGUGGUGUCAGGCCUACUGCAGCCACAACCUGAGCAGCGCACCACUCUGGAGAAGCUGCAGGAUGACCCCUGGAUCACGCAGCCCGUGAACCUCGCUGACUACACCUGGGAUGAGGUGUGUCGCCAGCACAAGCCAGGAAGUGGUGUGCUUUCCCCUGCUGGCCCGGACACCAAGAGCAGAAACUCCAGCGAAGCUGUUCAGUCUCCAGAGCCACGCUCAGCCCCCAGCCCACACUGAAUUCCACUUCUGCUACUCCUCCACUACUUGGAAACACCUGCAUUCCAGCCAAGGGGUGCACCUGGGCCCUCAGCUUGGCUUUUGGGCUGAUGGUCAUGGCCA
Messenger RNA from Suncus etruscus (white-toothed pygmy shrew), 4361 nucleotides. RefSeq names its product PAS domain containing serine/threonine kinase (gene PASK). Gene Ontology annotation, molecular function: protein serine/threonine kinase activity; ATP binding. The transcript is spliced from 18 exons. Lineage: Eukaryota; Metazoa; Chordata; Mammalia; Eulipotyphla; Soricidae. The record is from RefSeq and is a predicted model, not a curated record. Gene Ontology annotation, biological process: negative regulation of glycogen biosynthetic process; protein phosphorylation; intracellular signal transduction. Gene Ontology annotation, cellular component: cytosol; nucleus; cytoplasm. Bases 99 to 4259 code for a protein of 1386 amino acids.